AUGGGUGGUAAACAAGCUAAGCCUGUAUCGACUGAACUCACUGACAAACAACUUGCUUUACUUAAAGCUAAUACCAAAUAUUCAGAAAAAGGUACACAUGUUUAUAAUCUUUUCUAUAUAAUAUUAAUAUUUCAUGCUUACUUAUUUUGUUUUAAUAUAGAAAUUCGACAAUGGCAUACGGGUUUCAUUCGUGAUUGUCCCACUGGCAAACUUGAUAAGAAGAAAUUUGUCGAAGUUUACAAACAAUUCUAUCCACAAGGCAAACCAGAAAACUUUUGCAAAUAUGCUUUUGACACAUUUGAUACUAAUAAUGAUGGUUCAAUAAACUUUGAAGAAUUUCUUUUAGCUAUUUCAGCUACAAGUCAAGGUGAUCUUGAUGAUCGUCUUGCUGUUGCUUUUGAUAUGUAUGACAUUUCGGAUGAUGGACUAAUUGAUCAAGCAGAAUUAACGAAAUUGAUUACUGCUAUGUAUGAUCUUGUUGGUGAAAGUAAUCGUAAAGGUGAUAAUGAUCCAAAAAAACGUGCUGGAGAGAUUAUAGCUAAACUUGAUGUUAGUGGUGAUAAAAAAUUAACGAAAGCAGAGUUCGUUGCUGGAUGUAAAGGUGAUCCAGUUAUUCGUAAAUUACUUGCUCCCAACGCCUAA
Messenger RNA from Rotaria sp. Silwood2, 642 nucleotides. The record is from the annotation of a GenBank genome assembly. NCBI's taxonomy places the organism in Eukaryota, Metazoa, Rotifera, Eurotatoria, Philodinida, Philodinidae.